Messenger RNA from Dendrobium catenatum, 834 nucleotides. RefSeq names its product photosystem II D1 precursor processing protein PSB27-H2, chloroplastic. NCBI's taxonomy places the organism in Eukaryota, Viridiplantae, Streptophyta, Magnoliopsida, Asparagales, Orchidaceae. Gene Ontology annotation, biological process: photosystem II assembly; photosystem II repair. The coding region runs from base 152 to 769 and encodes 205 amino acids. The record is from RefSeq and is a predicted model, not a curated record. Gene Ontology annotation, cellular component: photosystem II; chloroplast thylakoid lumen. The transcript is spliced from 4 exons.
AACUAUUUGGACUGGAGAAAACCCGAAGGGAUAAGGGCGACCCUUCCGCGGAGGAGAACAAGCGAGGUAUUGCGCUGAGUCUCUCCGGCAACCUGCGACAGGUGUUGGUAGAAGACUACUUAUUGUUUGCAGCAUAUUAUUAGCGGACAUAAUGGUUGCUUCUUUUUCAUUACUAGAGAAUUGCUACAGGUGUUCUUCAAAACAUAUUGAAAAGAAGGCAAAGCACCGCACAACUAAUGAAUCCCAAACAAGAAGUCCUUCCAUCGCAGCUUCUCAGGAAGGUUUACUUGGUAGACGUCUUGCUGUUCUCUGCAGCAGUCUCUCAUUGGUUUCCAUUUCUCCUUCACCAUUGAAAGCUGAAGAGAAGAAAGGAAAGGAAGAUGAGGGUGAUAAUAACGGAGUUAUUGGGUCAAUUACAUCUCUGUUUGAUCCCAACGAGACAACAAAGACUGGAAAAGUGUUGCCAAAGGCUUACGUGAAGGCUGCAAGAGAAGUAGUGAAAACUCUCAAAGCGUCACUCGAGGAAGAUGCCAAAGAUGUUGCCAAAUUCAGGAGAUCUGCUGAUGCUGCAAAGGAAGCUAUACGAGAAUACUUGAAUGGUUGGCAAGGGCAGAAAGUAGUUGUUACUGAGGAAUCAUAUGCUGCACUUGAAAAGGCCAUAAGAUCACUGGCAAACUUCUACUCAAAAGCUGGACCUUUUGCUCCUCUUUCUGAAGAAGUGAAGUCAAACAUUCUGGAGUAUUUGAAUACUGCUGAUGCUAACAUAUGAGGAAAAUAACCAUUGUACUUAUGAUUAUUAUGUUAUGCUUAUCUUUUCUCUGGAGCUUGCCAAAA